This is a messenger RNA of Cornus florida, 3609 nucleotides long. Its product is annotated as putative pentatricopeptide repeat-containing protein At1g69350, mitochondrial. Gene Ontology annotation, biological process: RNA modification. NCBI's taxonomy places the organism in Eukaryota, Viridiplantae, Streptophyta, Magnoliopsida, Cornales, Cornaceae. The record is from RefSeq and is a predicted model, not a curated record. Gene Ontology annotation, molecular function: RNA binding; protein binding.
CAACUAUAAUUUAUUAUUACUCACUCCUUUGAGUUUGGCUCCACUUUUAGAAGAAUAAGAAAAUCAUGUGCAAGAGCCCAAGAGGUUGUGCGUUCCUCUCUCUCGUUUUUUUUUCUGAAAAAAAAAAAAAAAAGAAAAAAAAAAAAGAAAAGGAAAAAGGUUCCUCCUCUCUCUUCAAAUACCAAAUACAGACCUAUAUUUUUCUCCAUUUUUCAUACCAAGACAAACACAUGGAUAUACAUAUAAACAUGACUCAUGCAACUCUCUGUCUAUUUUUUCCUAGUAGAAUGGUCGGUUUAUCCCCUAACAAGAUUCAAGACAAAAAAGUGCAUUUACCCAAACGGAAACACUAAGGAUGACACUGUACAUGCCCUUGUUCAGAUCAUGCACAACCUCAAGAACGCUCUCUCAACUCCAUGCCCACCUCUUUGUUACUGGACUCCACAGAGACCCAUCUGCUUCAACCAAACUCAUUGAAUCAUAUGCCAAAAUGGGUCCCUUUGAAUCUGCCAAUCUUGUCUUCCAGACCUUCCCAAAACCAGAUUCCUUCAUGUGGGGUGUACUCAUUAAGUGCUAUGUGUGGAAUGGCUUCUUCAAGGAAGCCAUUUCAUUGUACCAUAAAAUGCUGUAUGAAGAAACCCAAAUCAGUAGUUUUAUAUUCCCAUCGGUAUUAAGAGCUUGUUCUGGUUUUGGUGAUCUGGGUAUGAGCCAAAAGGUCCAUGGAAGGAUAAUUAAAUGCGGGGCUGAGUCUGAUGCUUUUAUUGAGGCCUCAUUGCUUAGUAUGUAUGGUGAAACAGCUUGCUUGGAUGAUGCUUGUAAGGUGUUUGAUGGAAUGUCUGUAAGAGAUGUUGUUUCGUGGAGUUCUGUCAUUUCGAGUUAUGUGCAGAAUGGGCAGGCAAGUAAAGGGCUUGAGCUUUUUCGUGAAAUGGUUGCGAAGGGUCUUGAACCCGAUUCAGUGACAAUGCUUGGUGUGGCUGAGGCCUGUGGCGAGUUGAGUUUAUGGAGAGAAGCGAAGUCGGUUCAUGGUUAUGUAGUGAGAAGGGAGAUCAAGAGUACUGGGUCAUUGGAUAAUUCUCUCAUGUCUAUGUAUAGUAGAUGUGGUGACUUGUACAAUGCAGAGGUCCUCUUUGGCAAUCUUACUGACCUGAAUACUUCUUCAUGGACGGCAAUUAUUACAUGUUACAGUCAAAACGGGUGGUACCAAGAAGCGCUAGACAUCUUUGUUGAGAUGCAAGAGUAUAAUGUUGAACCCAAUGCCAUAACCAUGAUAGCUGUUCUAUGUUCAUGUGCUAGGUUAGGCUGGCUCAAGGGAGGGAAGUCAGCUCAUUGUUUUGUUGUUCGAAAAGCUAUAGACCUUGGUUAUGAUAUUUUGGGGCAUGCAUUAAUAGAUGUGUAUGCUAAUUGUGGAAAAAUAGGAGAUUGCCAGAAGGUUUUUGAUAUGACCCGAGCGAGAAAUAUUGUAUCAUGGAAUAUGCUCAUAACUGGUUAUACUAGGGAAAGGCUGUCAAAGGAGGCUUUGAUGCUCUUUGUUCAAAUGCGUGUGCAAGGAAUAUUACCAGACUCAUAUACUCUGGCAAUUGUUCUCUCAGCCUGUGGAGAUAUCAGUUUCUAUGAGCUUGGACGUCAGUUCCAUGGGCAUAGUAUUAAAACGGGGUUCUUGAAUGAGUUUGUUCUGAAUUCCCUAGUUGACAUGUACUCCAAAUGUGGCUUUGUGGAUUCAGCAUACAUAUUAUUUGAUGAUAGCCAACAGAAAAGUGUUAUAACAUGGAAUUCUAUGAUAUGUGGAUUUUCUGAAAAUGGUAAUUUGGUAGAAGCAAUCAGUCUCUUCGAUCAAAUGUAUUCAAGUUGUCUUGAAAUGGAUGAAGUAACCUUCCUGAGUGUAAUUCAAGCUUGCUCGAAUUUAAGAUAUCUAGAAAAAGGAAAAUGGAUUCACCAUAAGCUCAUCACCUGUGGUAUAGUGAAGGAUAUGUAUAUCGAUACAGCUCUAACUGACAUGUAUAGCAAGUGUGGAGACCUUCAGAUGGCCCGGGCAGUUUUUGAUAGCAUGUUAGAGAGGAGCGUGGUGUCAUGGAGUGCCAUGAUAGCAGGUUAUGGGAUGCAUGGUCAAAUUAAUGCUGCCAUCUCUCUCUUUAAUCAAAUGGUAGGAGAAGGAAUAAAACCAAACGAUGUUACCUUCAUGAAUAUUCUAUCUGCCUGCAGUCAUGCAGGAUAUGUAGACCAAGGGAAGGCAUAUUUUAAUUCAGUGAUGAAGGAUUUUGGUAUUGUGCCCAAGUCAGAACAUUUUGCUUGUAUGGUUGAUCUUUUGAGCCGAGCUGGUGAUCUUGAUGGGGCAUAUGAAAUUCUCAAAUCAAUGCCAUUCCCUGCAGAUGCUAGUAUUUGGGGUUCUCUGCUAAAUGGUUGUCGCAUCCAUCAGAGGAUGGACAUGAUUAGAAAGAUUCAGAGAAAUUUUGUUGAUACAGUAAUGGAUGAUACCGGAUAUUAUACUCUAUUAUCUAAUAUAUUUGCGGAAGGAGGAGACUGGGAUGAAUUUAGGACGGUGAGAUCAAUGAUGGAAAAUAUAGGUCUGAGAAAGGUCCAUGGGCACAGUACAAUUGAGGUUGAGAGAGUUUACAGAUUCGUAGCAAAUGAUAAAAUAUCAUUUGUAAAACAAAAGAAAUUUACAGGUUAUUUCACAAUGUUUGUAAUUGGGGUCAUGAAUAAGGUCGUCAUGUCGAUUUGGUGUUCCUGUUAUUAAUAAUAGCAUUAUUCACAGAUGAUCAACAUGUCAGGUCUGUGGUGCUGCCAUGGAGGAUAUUAUUCGUGUCUUUUAGAUGCUAUCGUUGCAUGACCAACAUUUGAAGAGCAACAGUUUCUAAAAAUCUACAGAGCAGAGCAUUUUCUUUGAAACUAACAUUUGAGGUUGGACAGAUAAUAACGGAGGAAUUUUGAUGAAUGUGACAGUAGGAUAAACUGAUGGCCCUCUGUCUUUCAGGUAGCCUAUUGGAAAAUUUGUAAAUGGCGUAACUCAGUGCAAGAGAUCCUACACCAAGUCCAUAACAUGAUCUGCACCCUCAACUGACUGAAGCACAUGAACCAAAAACUACGAAAUUUUUUGCUUGGAAUAUCCCCCUUCAUCAAAGAGUGAAGGCUAACGAACGGUUGGGCUCUCCAGAGGGAAAUCAGGCCCUGCUGCGGUUGUUGGCUUAAUUUGGUUCAGGGAGGAGGGGUGGGGGGUGAGGUUGAAGCUGGUCAAUGGAGUAGGAUUCUCGAUCAACAGGGUUGUCAGUGAUAAUGAUCUGGCAGUACUCUGGACUGCAUAGGAAAGUCGCCCCUUCUCUGAAGUAGGUGUUUCAAUGAGGUGAUCCCAGAAUCCGAUCCAGAAGUGGUGAUUCAGAUGAAUUUCAUCGAAGUUCACCAGAAUUUUGUUCCAGACGAUAGGACCUGCAUAGUUUGGCUGGCAAGCCUUAGUAAUUCUUGUAGAGAUUAUUGGUUUUUGUAGUCUGUUUCACCUUCUUGUGUUUACAUGCCCAUAUGGGUUGCAGGAGAUUGGGAUGUAUUGAACUUUCAAAAGCUGCAAACAAUAAGAUUUAUGCCAUUUGAUUACAAUAAAUCACAACAUCAAUUCUGAUU